AUGACAAUCAUUAAGAAGCACGUCGUAAUCAUUGGCGCCGGAAUCUCUGGCCUCGCCGCAGCUCACGAGCUGUCCAAACAUCCCUCCUCGAUUCAGGUGACCGUCCUUGAGGCGAGAAAUCGCAUCGGUGGUCGGCUUGACACCCAUCGGAAUUUAGUCCAAGGCGAGCACGAGGACAUCCCUAUCGACUUUGGCGCGUCCUGGAUUCACGGAGUCGACCCCUCUAACCCCAUUGUCUCCCUUGCCGAGACUGCGCAGGCCCGUCUCGAGGCCACCAACAGUGAUGUCAUCUACCAUCACCCCGGGCAGCCCGCCCUCAAGCAGGACGAGAGUAAUCACUACUGGGCCGUCCUCUGGGAGAUCUUUGGCAAGGCCCAAGAGUUCUCGCGCGACAACCGGAAUCGCAUCUCAGUCCACACCUCCUUCAGGAAUUGGUUGGACCACUACCUCUCGACUCGCCAGAGCAGGGAUCCCGCCCUGCCCAACUACAUGUCUCCCAGGGAGCGCAAGAUCAUCCCCUUGCUGGCCCAGUUCUGGGCGGACGAGAACGCCAUCGCCCUUAACAAGGUCUCGCUUAAGUACAUGGAUGCCGAGAACAUGCCUCCCGGUGACCACUGCAUCAUGGCCAAUGGCUAUGACCGCGUUCUUGACGUCCUCUGCGAGGAGAUGAAGUCAGUUCCCAUUCUUUUGGAACACGUUGUUAGCCGCAUCGAGUACAAUGAGUCAAGUGUCAAGAUUUCGACCAACAAGGGCGUCUUCACUGCCGACGUGGUGCUGGUCACCCUCCCUCUCGGUGUCCUCAAGUCUGGCUCCGUGACCUUCUCGCCUCCCCUCCCCGAGAGGAAAAAGACCGCGAUCAAGCGUCUGGGCUUUGGCACGAUGGUCAAGGUUGUCCUCUAUUUCCCCACCUGCUUCUGGCCCAAGGAUAAGCAUUUCAUCAAUUUCUUACCUAUACCCUCGAGUAUACCCAAUCCCAAGCUCUGUCGCCAUCUUAAUGAGCGACAGAUGGCUGCCCUGACGACCUACAUGAACGAUCUGGCCAACUACACCUCGCUCAUGCCCGUCCACAACGCGCCUAUCAUGAUUGCCUAUGCCGCCAACGAGUCGGCCGAGGUCUUUGAAAAGCUAACGGAGCAAGAAGCCAUGGAGGUCCUCGUCUGCCAACUGUCGCACUACUUCCCCAUCCUCGUCAAGGAUCCCGCCAACUCGCGUCCCACUCGUGUCUUUAUGACUCGCUGGAACGCUGAUCCUUAUGCCCGCGGCUCGUACACCAGUAUCCCAGUUGGUGCGCACCAAUCCGACCUUUGCGAGUUUGAGAUCCCUGUUGGAGCCCGAUCGGUCGCCGUUCUUUCCAGCAGCGAUCACGUGGAGACCGAGGACAAAGUUGAUGCCUCCUUUGCGCUCAAAGCUGCCGCCAGGAAACACCAGAUCAUGAUGAUGUCCUACGAUAAGCGGAAACCCAGCGCCAAGAGCGGGCUUGUGACCUAUGCCGCUCUUGGCACCAGCCCUAAGGAUUCGAACGAAGGGUUCCCUGGACACCCCAUCAAGGGUUGCCUUCUGCCCUCUCAGGACUAUGAAAGUGUCCACACUAUCAGCUUGGCGACCGACAAUCUCAGUCUUGCCAAGAUGACUGGCGAGAACCCUGCCAGUCACCGUGCCAGCGGAAGUCGACCUACCAGUCAUCCUCGCAUCGGUGGAAUGAGCGAGGUCGGUCAUCGUGCCAGCAUCCCUGGAGCAAUUGAUAUCCCCAUGCAUCACCACCACCGUCGUCAGCAGUCGAUCGACACAGGACGCGCCCACUAUCGUGGCGGCUUUGACGACGCAAUCGAAAUUGCUGUUAGCUCUGGCGGCGCUGGUGGAUCGGUCAUUGGAGGGCUCGUUGCUGUUGCCACGGCCAAUUAUGAUCGGAAUCGCCUCCACAGCCAUCACGUUGUUCACCGUCGUCAUAGUGUUCAAGAUCAGGUGAACACCAGUCCCGCUGGACUUUUCCUUUCAGAGCUGGUCGAGCCUUUGAUGUCGUCCUUCCCUGCUGUUUACCACACCAAGGGAGGUUCACCCUACACCUCGCCUCCUUCGAUCAGGAAGAAACAGACGACCCCUCCUACCGCAAUUACGGUCGUCAAAACGAUCGGAGUGAAUGAUGCGACAAAGGGAAGGAUUUAUUUUGCGGGAGAACACACCACUGCCACCUCCUUCGCCAGUGUCCAUGGUGCAUUGAUGACUGGCCGACGCGAGGCAGCUAAGAUUAUCUCCCAAACGUUUUAG
Linnemannia hyalina is the source of this 2265-nucleotide messenger RNA. The record is from the annotation of a GenBank genome assembly. NCBI's taxonomy places the organism in Eukaryota, Fungi, Mortierellomycota, Mortierellomycetes, Mortierellales, Mortierellaceae.